UUGUCUGGUACAAUUAUGAAAAGUUCCAUCACACAAAUUGAACGAAGAUUUGACCUUCCAUCCUCUACUGUUGGUUUCAUUGAUGGAAGCUUCGAGAUGGGUAAUUUGCUGGUGAUUGCAUUUGUAAGCUACUUUGGAGCUAAACUUCAUAGGCCCAAAGUAAUUGCUGUUGGAUGCUUUACUAUGGCUUUGGGAAGUGUUUUAACAGCAAUGCCUCAUUUCUUCAUGGGAUAUUACAAGUAUGAAACAGCAUCAGACACAAGAUCUUCAGCCAACUCAACUUCAAGCAUAAAGCCCUGCUCUCCACAUCAAGAUUUGAAUGAAACCUUUUUGGACACCUCCCAGUCUGCCUGUGAGAAAGAACCAUCAUCAUAUAUGUGGAUAUAUAUCUUAUUGGGAAACAUGUUACGUGGAAUUGGUGAGACUCCAAUAACACCACUGGGCAUCUCCUAUCUUGAUGAUUUUGCUAAAGAAGAGAAUGUUCCUGUAUAUGUAGCAUGUUUGCACACAAUAGCCAUGUUCGGCCCAAUGUUUGGUUUCCUGCUGGGAUCCUUAUGUGCCAGACUCUAUGUGGAUGUUGGAUUUGUGGAUUUAGGAAAAAUUGCUAUCACUCCACAGGACUCUCGCUGGGUGGGUGCAUGGUGGCUUGGUUUUUUAAUAGGUGGAGUGAUCAGUUUCCUAGCUGCUAUUCCAUUUUGCUUCCUGCCAAAGAGUCUGAAAAAGCCUCUGAAAGCCAAUACGGACAAAACUUCACCUGGUCUCCUGGAAAAUAUGGGAGCCAUGAGGAAGACACUUCCUCCUGCAAAAUCUAAGCCAAUAAAGUGGUCAACAAUGCUGAAAGAUUUCUAUACCUCUCUGAAAAAAAUACUGAGUAAUCGAAUGUAUGUUACAUUUUUGUGUAGCUCACUGUUACAGUUCAGUAGCUUUAUCGGUUUCUUGACUUACAAGCCAAAGUACAUGGAACAGCAGUAUGGACAAUCUGCAUCUAAAUCUAACUUUCUAAUUGGAUUGACAACUUUACCACCUGUUGGAAUUGGAAUUUUCCUGGGAGGAAUAAUAAUGAAAAAGUAUAAAAUGAGCAUCAUUGGAGCAACCAAGUUUGCAUUUACCAUGUCUUUUUUUGCCUAUUCCUUCACUCUCUUGCACUUUGUUGUUGGCUGUGAGAACCAGGUGGUAGCAGGAAUUACAGCAUCAUAUGAUGGCAAACCCAUUCCGUAUCAUGAAAAUGCCAUAUCUUCUGACUGCAAUUCUGGCUGCAAAUGUGCCACCAAUGUGUGGGAUCCCGUGUGUGGAAGCAACGGGCUGACAUACAUUUCAGCAUGUCUGGCUGGAUGCACGAUUUCAGAGGGACAUGGGAAGAACACGGUCUUCCAUAACUGCAGCUGUCUUGAAGCCAGCAGUUCGUGGUCAGGAAAUAACUCUGUCACCUUGGGGCAAUGUCCAAAAAGUGAUAAUUGUUCAAUGAUGUUUAUUUAUUAUACAGUAAUACAAGUCAUAAGUGGUUUUUGCUAUGCACUGGGAGGCACUCCAGCAUAUUUGAUUAUGUACAGAUGCGUUCAGCCAGAGUUGAAAUCUCUUGCAGUUGGUCUGUACACUCUUGUUAUGAGAAUGCUAGCUGGGAUCCCUGCACCAGUUUAUUUUGGGGCACUGAUUGACAAAACAUGCUUGAAAUGGGCAAGCACGAGAUGUGGGCAGCGAGGGGCUUGCAGGCUAUAUGACUCCAAUGCAUUCAGAUAUGUCUACCUUGGUUUAUCAGCGAUGUUGAGAGCUCCUUCCUACUUGCUUGCGAUCCUUUUCUUUAUAUUGAUAAAGAAAAACAUUCAAAAUAAGAACUCCAAGCUUGCAGAAAAUGGAGAAGAUGUUCCUAUGAACAAAGAAGAUAACUGCAAAAACAGUGAACAUUUGGCAAGUUCUUCUGAGGCAGAAAAGGAAUCGCAUACUUAGAACGCCAUCUGGAAUAGUGUAAUAUGAAUCAAGACAGCUUCUUUUAAAAACAACUUUAACAAUGUCAUGAAUAACUAACUAACUAAUAGCUUAGAAAGUUCAGAAAGGCAAAGAAAUAGUAAACCUAUGGUCAACAAAAAGGAAAUCGUACUGGCAGGUUAUGACCUCAUAUGUAUUUGGCUACAGGUAACAGACCAAAUAAAUUACUUGAACCAAACCAAGUUCUCAAAAGGUAACAAAAAGUCUCCCAUGGUGUUCACAGCAGAGCUAGUCAACAGUUUUUGAAUGGGGUCAAAGAUGAGUGCUGACAGAACAGCCACAUCCCAGAGUCCCACCAAACAUGGGGAUGAUUCCAUGUGCAGAUGUGUGGAGUGGUGCUGGAAUGGCAAGCAGCAGUCUCACAACAGCAUUCUGAUUUCAUCAAGUUCAAUUGGAAUUCAAAAGAAAAACAAGGCCCUUGAGCAAAAUUCUUCCUCCUUAUCUAAGUGAGUCAUUGCAACCCUUUGCCACUGCAAAACUGACAACAGCAGUAUUUUUCCAAUAAGCAUUUUUCUCUUAGUUCAGCAGAAAAAAAAUUA
Molecule: messenger RNA, 2522 nt
Organism: Phasianus colchicus (ring-necked pheasant)
Lineage: Eukaryota; Metazoa; Chordata; Aves; Galliformes; Phasianidae
Product: solute carrier organic anion transporter family member 1C1-like
Biological process (GO): transmembrane transport; sodium-independent organic anion transport; bile acid and bile salt transport
Cellular component (GO): basolateral plasma membrane
Molecular function (GO): bile acid transmembrane transporter activity; protein binding
Source: RefSeq, a predicted model, not a curated record